Spinacia oleracea (spinach) is the source of this 760-nucleotide messenger RNA. RefSeq lists its product as uncharacterized. Gene Ontology annotation, cellular component: chloroplast envelope. Bases 89 to 511 code for a protein of 140 amino acids. NCBI's taxonomy places the organism in Eukaryota, Viridiplantae, Streptophyta, Magnoliopsida, Caryophyllales, Amaranthaceae. The transcript has 3 exons. The record is from RefSeq and is a predicted model, not a curated record.
GGUUUGAUGAUGUACAAAUGUACAAUCUGCUGCGGAUAGGAGAGAAGACUGAAGAGUGAAGAGCAAGAAGAGAGAGAAAGAAAGAGAAAUGGCGAAGGCGAAGAAACAAUUGCUGUCAUCGGCGCCAUGGAGAGAUGAAGAGAAUUCCGCCGAUAAAUUCAAAGAUGCGAAGCUCAAAGUCACCAGUCAACCAGGUAGCACACCCACAAUGCAUGUUCCCGGUAAAAAGCAUUCUCACUCCAACAACAAUGCCGAUGAUGAAGACGAUUCUCUCUCCGAUAUCGACCCCCAACUCCGUUACAGUUUCCAGCGCAACUUCCAGUUUGUUCAGCGGGUAUUUAGCAUUGACACCCUUGUUAAACCCCUUCCUCCAGUAAUGGCAUAUAACGUUUCUCGCAACUUGAGCUUCUUCACUCGUAUAUUCACUCAGUUUUUUGAUCCGGAAGGCAUCUCAAAUGCUCAGAAAUCACUCGGACUUGGACAAGAAGAGAAGGUUCGACGUGUUCGUUAGCCUGAAGUUAAAUGCAUGUUAAUGUAUGAGUCUCCAUUCCAUUUCAUUAUCACAUUACCAUGAUUGCUUAGUUUCUUCGUAAAUGGAGGCGUGAGGUGGUAUUUUGUUACAAUAUAUCUUAUGCUGAAUUCCACUUUUUUGUCUUUUUUUAAACCAAAACUCAAUGUGGAGAAAAUUUGAAAACCUAUUCUGUAUUUAUCAGAUUUGUUUAUCUCAUAUAUCCAAGUUCACACAUUAAUUAGUUUCCCA